Molecule: messenger RNA, 2106 nt
Organism: Cyprinus carpio (common carp)
Lineage: Eukaryota; Metazoa; Chordata; Actinopteri; Cypriniformes; Cyprinidae
Gene: nub1
Product: negative regulator of ubiquitin-like proteins 1
Biological process (GO): regulation of ubiquitin-dependent protein catabolic process
Molecular function (GO): protein binding
Source: RefSeq, a predicted model, not a curated record
AUACAGAAAUAAAAUAUGUAAUAUAGCAAACACUUCAUCCCCAGUCCAGUAGGAGGAGCUAAAAGCAUAAAAAAACAUGACGUGUGCAACAGGAAGUGACUGAACCAGGAAAAAAACAAUAACAACGUCACGUGUUCGCAGCGCUGCGUAGGGGAUUUCCGCUGAAGAGCGGAGGUGUUUCGCUUUCGUCUUCAGAAGAUCCUCGGCUCUGUAGAGAACAGAAGAGAGAUGGAGGAGAAACACAUGCAGUCAGUGCUGAUCGCGCUGCUCAGAAGAGAUAAUGUCCGGCUGUGGACCGAGCCCUUCCUCUCUGACCACCAGAAGAUCCGGGAGCUGGCUCAGAAGUACGUGUCAGUCACAGAGUUCUCUCUGGAGGAGGUGAUCUUCACUCUGGAGAGCAUCAGAGCAGACACCAGCAGGAAAGAUGAAGGGAACAAGCAGUUUAAAGAGACCGCAGUGGCCUCGCUGGAGCUGCACCUGCCGCGGACAGCAGAGAAUGACAGAAGGAGAGUUCUUUUAAAAACCAAGCUGGACAUCACCGCGCAAGAGCUGAAGACACAGAUCGGGGAGGAGUACGGCUUCACACACUUUAAUCUGAUUCUGUCGGGGAAGAAGCUGGCUCCGGGGAGGAGGCUUGAUGAGCAGAACGUGAAGAACAACAGCAAGAUCAUGGUGCUGAACGUGUCCUCGCAGCAGGAGAAGAACGAGAUGCUGGAGGAAGAGGAGAAGAAGCGCAGGCAGGAUGAAGGAGUGCAGAGGACGCAGAAGGGUUUCCAGAUCCUGUCAGAGAGAGACGGGAGUGAAGAUCCGGUGUCCACGCCGUUCUUAGAGAUCGCCGAUCAGAAAGGAAAUCCGCUGCAGAUCCCUGACAGCGAGAGGAAGGCUCUGAUCCUGGCGAUGGGUUUCCACGAGAAAGGUCGAGCUCUGAUAAAGAAGAGGAACUACAGCGCCGCUCUGACUCACCUUUGGCAGGCCGACGAACAGUUCAAUAAGUGUAACUCGGCGCUGCUGAAGACGGUGGAUAACUACGCCGUGCUGCAGCUGGAUGUGGUUUGGUGUUUCCAGGCUCUGCAGCAGCUGGAGUGUCUGAACGACGCCAGACAGCGUCUGGAACGAGCCGAGGACUGCUUCAAGAGAUGCUACGGAGAGCAGCAGAGCCGUCUGCAGCAGAUCAAGGGUCACACCGGAGGAGAGGAUGUGCUGUUUCUGAGGCUCUAUCUGCUCCAGAGUCUGCUGGCCUACCAUGAUGGCAACAAGAGCCAAGCGUUCAACAAGCUGAGAAACGUGGAGGAGCUGCUCGGUCAGCUGUGUCUGGACCCGGAGAAGAUGCUCCAGCUGAUGACUCUGGGUUUCUCGGAGCAGGAGGCGCGUCUGGGUCUGAGAGCCUGUCGAGGAGACGUGGAGGAGGCGAAGCGGCUCAUCUAACAGAAGAAGAAGGAGAAGAAGGAGCUGAAGGAGCGCGAGCGGGAGAAGAGGAGACGCCGUCUGCAGGACAUCAACACACUGGUGGAGCUGGGCUUCAGCAAGAGAGACGCCGCCAGAGCCCUCCAUCAGACCAGAGGAGACGUGGACAAGGCCUACACGGUUCUGCUGGACGGCGCUGAAGCUCAGACUUCAGACAGACAGACUAAACUGGAUCAGCUGCUGGCGCUGGGCUUUCAGGAGGACAUGGCCGACUCGGCGCUGAGCAUCAUGGGAGAUGAUCUGGCUCAGGCCACACAGAUGCUGCUGGAUCACCAGGGCGUGGUUCCUCCGGACCUGCUGUCUCCGUCACCUCCAUCCUCCUCCUCAGAGGAGCCCAGCACCUCCUCCGACUCCACCGCUUCAGCUUGGACCAGGAACCUAGUGAACGAUCUUCAGGACAACACCCCACGAGAAGAGGACCACAUGAAUAUACAUCAAGACCUGACGAUGGACGAGGAGAAGGAGCUGAUGCUGCAGAUCCGAUCCACUCCGGAGAAUCAGAGCUCCACCACCUCAUUACAACACAUCAUAUUAUCACCUCUGUUCCAGAAAACACACCACGCCCUUGCAUUUCUUUCAAAUAGCAGAGAAUCAAAAAUAGAAAAUAACCUUAGUUCUGUUAAUAAUUUAAGUCAUAUUUGA